GUAAGUACUUAUUACGGCGGAUCAAUUGCCGUUUCUGCACGUGUUUCGUUUUCGACGUCUGCUAAAUAUUUUGUAUCUCGUCUGCUGUUUUGAAAUGGAAAGAACUUUGAUAGGACAUUUUUUGUCCAACUCUUCGAUCUUCUAAUUAUGACUUAGAUCAAAAAUAUUAUUUAGAAAAAAAGUCAGCUGUUGCGUAUUGAUUAUUUGGUAUUCGGUAAAACUUGAAAAAGCACAUAAGCAUUUGAUUUUACUCGCGAAAAAGUAUGUGUUUUCUCAAUCACGUGACUCCACGGCCAUGCAGAGUCUAUUAUACAAUACAGACGCAGAUAAUACUUAUAUGUAUACACGUUCAUCAUUGAUAUAGCAGUUGUUCGAUAUGCAGCUGCAGUCCUGACGACGUCGAGGUGCCAGGAGCAUCAGAAUGCGGUGCCAGGGCCCGAUAAUGCGCGCAGCAAAAAUUAGCUGUCGCUCCUUAUCAGCUGCAAUGACUAAAGCAGCGCUGCGUUGAUUAUCUAAGUAUCUGAUGGGCCUGUUUUUGAGAUUCUACGACGGCUACUGUGACGCGCUGUAUGCAGCUCUGUUAUACAUCAGUGCGUGUCGAAAGAGAAAUUUCGAAAACGUCUAUUUUUAACGCUCAACUAUAAGAUCCAGAUCUGGAGAAACGAGUAUGCCAAGUUUUUCCAGCUUCUCCUUUCACCUCUAUGCUGGUCUAGAUAAGUGGUUAAUGCAUUCUCUCUAGUCUCUAGCCAAUGCAUGUUAGUGAGCCUAUUUCUGUAUGACAUCAUGAUUUGAUGUGGGUACAGAGCAACACCGAGACUUGUACAUAUUUUAUCAUGAGAAGAUAAAAAGACUGCGCUUUGCAUUUACUGCUGGAAAUAGUGCAUUUUCUAUGCACUACUCGCGUAAUAGACAAAAUUUAGUCUAUAAAAACAAUCAACAUGCAUAUGGCAUAUUGGUUUGGCACUGAACUACAAAAUUUUUUAUUCUAUGGAUACAAUAUAGUGACAACAUGGGGUCUGCUUUCCACGUGUUUAGGCUUGUCAGCUUUGGCAAUAUUAUAUGAAGUUAUGAAAUUGUCACAAGUCAAACUCAGAGAACUAGCCAAGGAGAAUAAUCAAGUACCAAAUCCAGUGCAAAAUACAGACAGUUCUUCCUUGAUAUCAAGAGUAUCCGAGAGAUCAGCUGGAGUUAUAAAUUCGUUUAAAUGUCACAUAUGGGCAAAAUGGUUUAUAGAAGUCUUUCACUGGUCUGCUCAUGUUACCUUAGGAUAUUUUCUUAUGCUUACCGUAAUGACAUUUAAUGGGUACAUAAGUAUUGCUCUAGUAUUGGGCAGCGGUAUAGGCUAUUACAUAUUUGGACCUAUAUUGCUUCAAUCAAACAUGAGAAAGCUUCAAAGACGACGUAGACUGGUGGUAAAAUGCAAUCCAGAAUGUGCAGAUGCAAUAAUAAGCAAUGAGAGGAGAGAAUCAACAAUGUCAAUAGUUUCAGAGCAUUUAGAAACAGAAGUAAACGUUGAUGUGGAAAUUCAUGGUUAAAGUAAAACAAGUUAAAAUGCUGAUGGCAAAUUUUGAGGCUUGUGAUAUUUUUACAAUUGUUGAUCAAAUUCAAGAAGAGUUGACAAUAUUAAAGUCAUUUAUUGGUUGUUAAGUAAUUUUAAGACUAUAGAUAUGUAAUAUAAGAUACAUUUUUAUACAUAUAGACUUUAGAAAUAAAAUAUUUUAUGAUUUAUAAUCACUUAUUGAAACUGUA
Messenger RNA from Nasonia vitripennis (jewel wasp), 1749 nucleotides. Its product is annotated as probable low affinity copper uptake protein 2. Gene Ontology annotation, molecular function: copper ion transmembrane transporter activity. Gene Ontology annotation, cellular component: plasma membrane. The transcript has 5 exons. The record is from RefSeq and is a predicted model, not a curated record. Gene Ontology annotation, biological process: intracellular copper ion homeostasis; copper ion transmembrane transport. Bases 939 to 1535 code for a protein of 198 amino acids. NCBI's taxonomy places the organism in Eukaryota, Metazoa, Arthropoda, Insecta, Hymenoptera, Pteromalidae.